CCCCCUCACCCCCGCUCCCUCCGUCUCCGCCAACCAUGGACCCAAGACGGUGGGCGGGGCUCUGUCCCCUCACAUCCUGGUCCCGGCUCCUCCCAAGCCCCCGCCCACUCUGCGGACCUACUCCCGCCCCAUCCUCCCCUCCCCGACGGGCACACCCAAAGCCCCGCCCACGCAGACCGCCUCCUCUGCCGUCACAGCCACCGCGGCUCCGCCCUCCUCCAACGCCACCGCCUCUACCAAGACCUCCACCAGCCUCACCAACGGGAACGCUCGGCCAGGCUCCACCCCCACCGCCAUCACGCCGUUCCACACGCCGGCCAGCCCACCUGGCAGACAGGGAUCAGCAGCCCAACCUGUGGGAACACCUGGCUCUGCACCAGCCAAUCAGAGCCCCUCACCUGUCAGGCUCCUGGGAAAGAGUCUCAAAGGGACCGGGCAGGACCAGGUGCUCCUGAGAGCUCAGAUGCUCUGUACUCUCCGGUCCGAGCGGUUCCUCUCAGACCGAGGCUUCACUCUCCCAGCAGCCACCGGGCCACGCCUCCUCGUCAGUCCUCUGCCCUGCACCCCAUCGCCGCCGCUCCGCCCGCUCAGGCUCCGCCCACCGGUCGGCGUCUGACCGGGACCAAGAGCUGUCCGUUACCUCAGCGGGGUUCUGCCCAGCUCGGCCCGUUAGCCUCCUCCAAGCAGUUCGAGCGCUCGCCGUCUGCGGCGCGGCAGCUCCAGAUCAUCGCCCUGUCCUCAGGCCGCCAGCCGCCGUCUGCGCCUGGACCCGCCCAGGACUCACCUCCUCUGACGUCCUCGUCCUCAGCUCCUCCUCACUCCGGUCCUGCCUCCUCUUCGGGUCAAACGGGCCCUCAAACACAAACUCUGACCCAGAAAACAGAACCAAAGCUCGGCUGUGAGAAGACCGGCGCCAAGGGGAGCGCAGGUAAAGACGUCCCUCUGGACAGGAUGAAGAAACGGACUGAGGAUGAGGAGGAGGACAUGGAUGUGACGGAGGAGGGAGAGAGGAGGAAGAGUGAGGAGGAGGAGGAGCAAAGAGAGACCCCCAUGGACCAGUCCGAGCCGGGUCUCCUUCAGAACCCUGCUCCUGAAACCAGUAAGGACUCCUCAAUGGUCUCAAAACCCAACCCAGUUCCCAUUUCAACUCAAACUCCAGUACCAGCACCAGUCCAGACACUGGAUCCAGGACCAGUACAGAAACCAGGACCGGUUCCGGUCCAGACAGCAGAUCAAGGACCAGUUCUGGUCCAAAAACUGACUCCUAGACCAGUUUCAGUCCAGACACAGGUUCCAGGACCCGUUUUGGUCCAGACAUCGAUAUUAGGACCAGUUCCAGGUCCAGUUUCAGACCAGACUCUGGAUCCAGGUCCAGUUUCAGUCCAGACUCUGGAUCCAGGUCCAGUUUUGGUUCCAGAGGUCUCAGUCCAGAAUCAGAAGCUGGUGGAGCCUCAGCGGGACCUGCAGCCCGUCAGUCAGGAGGACUUCUGUGAGAACAUGUCGACCCAGUCUGAUAAUCAGUCAGCCUUGUCCAGUCUGUCCUCUCAGUCCCCGCCCUCCUCCCCCUUCAUCCCCUCCUCAGUAGAAGCCCCGCCCCCUCUGCUCCCGCCUCCGACCGCCCACCCCACCGACCUCAGCCUGUCCCGGCAGGAGGACACGCCGGCGGAGGCGGAGUCUCUCUGCCAAUCAGAGGAUGAGUCUGAGAGCUUCGGCCAAUCACUGAGCGGGCCCUGGGAGAUGAAGGCGUGGCCUGAAGGCCGGCAGGUGCUGACUCACCUGGUGGAGGGCUUCGUCAUCCAGGAGGGGCUGGAGCCGUUUCCUGUCAACCGCUCCUCCCUGCUGGUACCGGACCAGGUGACCAAACCACAGGAAGUGAACGGGACCAGCGGGAGGCCGGCCCCGCCCCCGUCCCCCCCCCCCCCCCCGCCGCCUGCCACAGAACCGCUCAAACCCACCGAGCCGUCCACGGACUCCGAGGAGGACGGAGGACGAGACGCAGACGUCCCCGGGUCCAGACCGGCCCACAAGGACCGAGCCGUCCUGCACUGCCAGUUCUGUGGGAAACGAGGCCACGCCCACAACUUCAUGAGGUCCAAACGCUUCUGCUCCACUUCCUGUGCACGAGGGUUCAACGUCCGUCUGACGAAGCGCCUGCGAGCCCUGAGCGCUGGCAGCCGGGCCGAGAGGCCCCGCCCCACCCUGAACCGGGCCGAGUCGGUACCAGGGAAACCUCUGCUGCUGCGCCUGCCUCGGGAUCUGUGGAGCGCCGGGCGCCGCGAGAAGGAGGUGAAGGAGAGGCCGGUGGUGGCAGCAGAGCAGGAGGAGGAGGAGGAGGAGGAGGAGCUGGGAGUCGGAGGGGAGGAAGAUGACGAUGAUGAUGGAGGGGGGGAGGACCCCGCCGUCGUCAUGGCAGCCAGGAUGGAGCGCCGGGCGGCUCGCAGGGCGAGGAGGGCGUCGGCUCCUGCCGUCACCACUUCAGCUCCGGCCACGCCCACCACCACCUUCAGACCCRCCCCCUCACAGUGGAGCGUGGAGGAGGUGACGGCCUUCAUCCACGCGCUGCCGGGUGAGUUCAGACAAACUGCUGAGUCAGCGAACGGCGCUCUGAUUUACAAUCAGCUCCUGGGUCUGAUUAGACGUGUCGUAAAAACCUGGAACAGAACGAGACCACAGAACUGUCAGAGUCUGAC
Austrofundulus limnaeus is the source of this 2690-nucleotide messenger RNA. RefSeq names its product proline-rich protein 36. Gene Ontology annotation, molecular function: zinc ion binding. The record is from RefSeq and is a predicted model, not a curated record. Lineage: Eukaryota; Metazoa; Chordata; Actinopteri; Cyprinodontiformes; Rivulidae. Gene Ontology annotation, cellular component: nucleus.